Messenger RNA from Solanum verrucosum, 439 nucleotides. RefSeq lists its product as uncharacterized. The record is from RefSeq and is a predicted model, not a curated record. The coding region runs from base 52 to 423 and encodes 123 amino acids. The transcript is spliced from 2 exons. Lineage: Eukaryota; Viridiplantae; Streptophyta; Magnoliopsida; Solanales; Solanaceae.
UCCAUCUCUUCAAUAAUUAAGAGUUAAGACAGUUGACUGUUCCUGCCAUUGAUGAAAGCCUGUGCAUUCGUGCUGAUGAUUCAAGCACUUAAAAUUCCUGGCGAAGUCAUCCAAACUGGAUUGCAAGCCUUAGGAGAUGCCAUCAAGGGCUGUCUGAAAUGUCUGCUGAAUCUUCUGUUACAAGUAUUGAGUGACGCAGCAUCUUCUCUCUUUGAUCUUCUCUGGAAAAGAAUCGUAGAGGGUUCGUCUACCAUGUUCAUAACCAUGGAAGAAGUAAUAGCGAACUUGAGAAUUUUAUCAGCAGAGUUGUCAAAGGAUUUGGUGCAGGUUUUUGAAGGACUACAACAGAUGUUUUGUAAGAUUGUGGAGGAUUUGUUAAAACAUUACGUGGAUGCUGUAAAGUAUAUCCUUCAAAAUGCUUGAUUAGGCUUGGCAGUUA